UUUUUGUCAUGUAUCCUUUGAUCUUUUUUCUUUUGUGUAACCUCUCCCCUUUCUCUCUUUCUCUCUCCUCUGUUCAACUGAUCGUGACGCGAUAACAAAAUCUCUCAAAUCGAGGAUCUGAUCCAAUAAUACAUCGACCCUUUUUCACUUUCAUAAUUAAUUUCAAUACCCAGUUUGCGUUUUCUUCAUCUUCAUCGAUUUUUCCCUCCAAUUUAGCAAGAACCCAGUUUCAGAUCUGCUGAUCAAUUCUCUUUUUCUCAGAAUAUUUUGGUAAUAAUGGCAUUUGGGGUUUUAAUUUCUUGCUUAAAUUUUUGACCUUUUUUAUCCAUUUUUUUGUGGGUUUUAUUACAUGGGUAUUUAAUUUAUUUGGGGUUUAGUGAAUUUUGGUGGAACAGAGAAAAUAGAAGAAGAAGAAAAAAAGGUGUUGAUUUGAAGAUGUUUCUACUUGGAGAAAGUUUAAGGAUGCAGCUUUUUUGGAUAUUGAGGAUAAAGACAGCACUUUGAUUUUCAAUUUGUUGUAAAUUCUAGUGAAUUUGCUUUCAGGGUUUUUAUUCAUAAGAGAAAUGGCGACACAAGUUGAGCCUCCAAACGGCGUUAGAUGCCCAGGGAAGCAUUACUAUUCAAUGUGGCAAGCUUUGUUUGAGAUUGAUACAAAAUAUGUGCCCAUCAAACCUAUUGGUCGAGGCGCAUAUGGAGUUGUUUGCUCUUCCAUUAACAAAGAAACUAAUGAGAAAGUUGCAAUAAAGAAGAUCCAUAAUGCUUUUGAGAAUCGUGUUGAUGCGCUGAGAACAUUGCGCGAAUUGAAACUGCUUCGGCACCUUAGGCAUGAUAAUGUGAUUGCUUUGAAGGAUGUCAUGUUGCCUGCCCAUCUAAAGAAUUUCAAGGAUGUUUAUCUGGUUUAUGAACUUAUGGAUACGGAUCUUCAUCAGAUUAUAAAAUCUUCUCAGGCACUCACUAAUGAUCAUUGUCAGUACUUCUUGUUUCAGUUGCUUAGAGGUUUGAAGUAUCUCCAUUCAGCAAACAUCCUUCAUCGUGAUUUGAAGCCCGGUAACCUUCUUAUAAAUGCAAAUUGUGAUCUUAAAAUUUGCGAUUUUGGAUUGGCUCGUACGAGUAGUGGCAAGGGUCAAUUUAUGACCGAAUACGUGGUAACACGUUGGUACAGAGCACCUGAGCUCUUAUUAUGCUGUGACAAGUACGGAACUUCCAUUGAUGUGUGGUCUGUCGGAUGCAUUUUUGCUGAACUUCUUGGUCGUAAACCAUUGUUUCCAGGUACUGAGUGUUUGAAUCAGCUAAAGUUGAUAGUUAACAUCCUUGGCAGUCAAAAAGAUUUUGACCUUGAGUUCAUUGACAACCCUAAAGCCAAGAGAUUCAUAAAAUCUCUCCCCUAUUCUCCUAGCACUUCUUUGUCUCGCCUUUACCCUACUGCCCAUCCUUUAGCCAUUGACUUGCUCCAAAAGAUGCUUGUUUUUGAUCCAACGAAGAGAAUCAGUGUUACUGAGGCACUCCAACACCCAUACAUGUCCGCUCUGUAUGACCCUCGAGCUAACCCUCCUGCUCAAUUCCCGAUUGAUCUUGAAAUUGAUGAAGAUUUAGAUGAAGAUAUGAUUAGGGAAACCAUGUGGCAGGAGAUUAUGCAUUACCAUCCAGAAGCUGUCAACCCAAAUAUGGAUGUAUGCGGUUAAGCUCUUCUUUCGUAUUUCAUAGUGGUGAUGCUCCUAUUUAUUUUCGCUAGGAAGUUCAUCCUCACCACCAUAAUAUAGGUUUAUUUUCUCUCUUUAUGAUCUUCAGGAAAAACAUGCAACAAGAGUUUGUGCUAUUGAUGCAUGUGUCGACUGUCAAGACUAAUCUUCCGUAUGUAGAGCGCUGUAUUUGUUGUGCUUUUUUGUUGUUGUUGUGAACGCAAUGUGAAUUGUACAUAUACGUGUUUACGUGUUAUGUUGUAACAUGUUCUUCCUGUCUUUCUUAAGCCUUUCAGUGUAAAUUAAGAUGUAAGUCUAACUUUGCAUUAAUAUAAGUUCUCUUUUUCUUUAA
This is a messenger RNA of Beta vulgaris subsp. vulgaris (sugar beet), 2031 nucleotides long. RefSeq names its product mitogen-activated protein kinase homolog NTF3. The record is from RefSeq and is a predicted model, not a curated record. Gene Ontology annotation, molecular function: MAP kinase activity; ATP binding. Lineage: Eukaryota; Viridiplantae; Streptophyta; Magnoliopsida; Caryophyllales; Amaranthaceae. Gene Ontology annotation, biological process: protein phosphorylation; intracellular signal transduction. Gene Ontology annotation, cellular component: cytoplasm; nucleus. The transcript has 3 exons. Bases 564 to 1682 code for a protein of 372 amino acids.